AUGGCCAACUCCAAAACAAUGCUCCUUGCAACCCAAAACCUCUUCUCUGUUUUCAUUUUAACCUUUCUUUUGUUGAUUACCAAUGUUAAAUCAGAGACAUUUUCUUUCACUUUUCCCGAGUUUGACAACGAUACCAAGAGCAUUGCCCUCGGCGGUGAUGCCAUAAUAAAUGGUGGAGUGCUACAACUAACUAAAAAGGACCAACUUGGAAAACCAAUUCCACAUAGUUUUGGCCUCUCCGCAUUCAAUAAUAUUAUUCAUCUCUACGCCAAAAAUGGUGAAGUUGCGGAUUUUACCACCGACUUUUUGUUUGUUGUGAAUCCAAAGGGUUCUCAACUUCACGGAGAUGGAUUCACCUUCUUUAUUUCAUCAUUGGGUUUUGAGUUUCCGGACAAUUCAUCUUCAGAGGGUGGAUUCCUUGGACUUUUCGAUAAAGAAACUGCCUUCAAUACCUCAAAAAACUCUAUUGUUGCAGUCGAGUUUGAUAGUUUUACAAAUGAAUGGGACCCUCUCUUCCCAGAGAACUCACCUCAUAUAGGAAUUGACAUCAACACGAUUGAAUCUUCGAUCACUGUUCCGUGGCCAAUUGAUCGCCAACCAGAAGGAUCGAUAGGGAAGGCACUCAUAAGUUACAAUUCGGCCUCAAAAGAAUUGAGUGUGCUUGUAACUUAUCCAAAUAGUCCCGUCAAAGUAGAAGUUGGUGUAUCUUAUCCGGUUGAUUUCGGGGCUGUUCUGUCUGAAUGGGUUCUUGUUGGUUUCUCAGGUUCCACAGGCCAACUUGCGGAAACACAUGACAUUCUUUCUUGGUCUUUUGCUUCGAACUUGUAG
Messenger RNA from Trifolium pratense (red clover), 828 nucleotides. RefSeq names its product lectin 8-like. Gene Ontology annotation, molecular function: carbohydrate binding. Bases 1 to 828 code for a protein of 275 amino acids. The transcript has a single exon. NCBI's taxonomy places the organism in Eukaryota, Viridiplantae, Streptophyta, Magnoliopsida, Fabales, Fabaceae. The record is from RefSeq and is a predicted model, not a curated record.